CUCCGCUCCCUGGGAGGGGCUGGGUGCCAGAGCGCGGGAGACGCCGCGGGGGAAACCCGGCUGCUCCGCCGUUGUCUGAUGAGGCCAGGGGGGUCCGCAUCUGCAGAUCCCUCUCUGGGGACACAGUUUUUGACCCCCCCCUCUCAGCUCCGGAGACGCGGUUCCCGUAGUCGGGUAGCUGGGGGAUUGUGUUUAGUACUUGUCACCGUUCCGAACUGGGCGUCCCGGACUCGGGAGCCUUGUGUUUGCUCAGGACUACAUUUCCCAGAAGGCGCCGCGGUGAUCGACAGCCCGAUCAGCCUACGGGUAGGGGAAACGCCUCGUCACGGAAACUGAGAAGCCAAUGGCAAGAGGUCAUAGGCGGUGUUUUCCGGCGGCUGGCUGCGGAGCGCCGAGUCCCACCUGUGUCUCCACAGCCCUGUCACGCACCCCUGGUCGGAGUCUGGUAGGGACGCGCUGGGUGUGGCGGGCCGGGCGCGGCUCGGCGGCGGCGGACUCUCCUUCCCGCUCCGUCCCCGGCGGGGCCCCGGGGCGGACCUGAUGACCCUCAAUGAUGUGGCUGGGGACUUCAGGGAAGAAUGGAAACUACUUAGAGAAUCCUCUUCAGGGAUACGACCCAGCGCCGUUAGAAGAAUGGGCUCUCAAAGGGAUUUCUAGACCAAGUGUCAUCUCCCACCUGGAACAGAAAGACGAGCCCUGGCUCCUACCACUCCAACAUUUUGAGGCAAGGGAGAUCCUAAAGGAAAGUCACUCAGACUUGGAGAAUCAGCUGGAAAAACUCCAUCAGGAUGUUUCUGAAACAGCAGGACAAAGCAGAACAUCCUCAGAAGGGGCCAAUAAAGAUGUUUAUCAGACUCCUAGCUGGGGAGGAAGCUGGGAGAGGGGCCUUGAAUUAGAACCUGGAACCCUUCCAGGGGAGGGCCAUCGGGACAAGGAUUUAAACAAGCUCCUGGAGGGAUACGCAGGAAAGAAGCCUGUGUGUGCAGAAUGUGGGAAAACCUUUAACCAGAGCUCCUAUCUCAUUAGACACCUAAGAACCCACACCGGCGAGAGGCCUUAUAAAUGCACCGAGUGCGGGAAAGGCUUCAAGCAGAGCUCAGACCUCGUCGCCCAUCGCAGAACACACACAGGAGAGAAACCCUACCAGUGCAGUGGGUGUGAGAAAAAAUUCGGCGACAGCUCAACACUCAUCAAACAUCAGAGGACCCACACGGGCGAGAGGCCCUAUGAGUGCCCAGAGUGUGGGAAGACUUUUGGGCGGAAGCCACACCUCAUCAUGCACCAAAGAACCCACACCGGAGAGAAGCCCUACACGUGCCUCAAAUGUCACAAAAGCUUCAGCCGAAGCUCCAAUUUCAUCACCCACCAGAGGACGCACACAGGAGUGAGGCCUUACCGGUGUGAUGGCUGCGGGGAGAGUUUCAGCCAGAGCUCGGAUCUGACCAAGCACCAGAGGACCCACACCGGCGAGCGGCCCUUUAAAUGCCCCGAGUGCGGGAAGGGCUUCACGGACAGUUCCCAUUUCGUCGCGCACAUGAGCACGCACUCGGGAGAGAGGCCAUUCAGCUGCCCCUCCUGCCCCAAGAGCUUCAGCCAGAGCUCCCAUCUGGUCACGCACCAGAGGACCCACACCGGCGAGCGGCCCUUUAAGUGCGACAGCUGUGGCAAAGGGUUCGCCGACAGCUCUGCCCUCGUUAAGCACCAGCGGAUCCACACGGGCGAGAGACCCUACAGGUGUGGCGAGUGCGGGAAGAGCUUCAAUCAGAGCUCCCACUUCGUGACCCAUCAGCGGAUCCACUUAGGAGAGAGACCGUAUCCGUGCCCCGAGUGUGGCAAAACCUUCAAUCAGCGUUCCCACUUCCUGACACACCAGAGGACGCACACAGGAGAAAAACCUUUCCACUGUAGUAAAUGUGACAAGAGCUUCCGUCAGAAAGCACACCUUUUGUGCCAUCAAAACACUCAUUUGAUUUAGGAAAUAAUCUUUAGUGGUUUUGCUGCUCCCUUCCAAAAAUUUAAAAAAUAUAUAUAUAUUUCUAUUGACUUCAGAGAGAAAGGGAGAGGAAGCGAGAGAGAGAGAGAGAGAGAGAAACAUCAAUGAUCAGAGAAUCAUUGAUCGGCUGCCUCCUGCA
Myotis myotis is the source of this 2132-nucleotide messenger RNA. It is a transcript of the gene ZNF774, whose product is annotated as zinc finger protein 774. The transcript has 4 exons. NCBI's taxonomy places the organism in Eukaryota, Metazoa, Chordata, Mammalia, Chiroptera, Vespertilionidae. Gene Ontology annotation, biological process: regulation of transcription by RNA polymerase II. Gene Ontology annotation, molecular function: DNA-binding transcription factor activity; RNA polymerase II cis-regulatory region sequence-specific DNA binding. The coding region runs from base 551 to 1975 and encodes 474 amino acids. The record is from RefSeq and is a predicted model, not a curated record.